This is a messenger RNA of Dendronephthya gigantea, 1293 nucleotides long. RefSeq names its product mesoderm-specific transcript homolog protein-like. The record is from RefSeq and is a predicted model, not a curated record. The transcript is spliced from 11 exons. NCBI's taxonomy places the organism in Eukaryota, Metazoa, Cnidaria, Anthozoa, Malacalcyonacea, Nephtheidae. The coding region runs from base 26 to 1033 and encodes 335 amino acids. Gene Ontology annotation, molecular function: catalytic activity.
UACAACAAAAAAUACGUGCUCGAAAAUGGGUUUUCUUUUUAGCGUUUUUAAAAGGCUUGUGCUCGUUGGAAUUGCAGUAUUUAUUGGAGUAUAUUUAAAUUACCCUCCGCCUAAAAUGUCAGAUGAAUUACGACUCUGGGUGCAGAGUGGGCAAUUCUUUUUACAUGGCCAUGAUGGUCAGGGUAUAAAAAUAUUCUACAAAGAUGUCAAUGGUUAUGGCCAUAAAGAUAAAGUCUUACUUCUCAUCCAUGGUUUUCCAACAAGUAGUUAUGAUUGGAAUAAGGUGUGGGAGCCACUAAGAGAAAAAUUUGGUCGAUUAAUUGCAGCUGAUAUGCAGGGCUUUGGAUUUAGUGAUAAACCUAAAGAGACAAACUAUACGGUGAAAUUACAAGCUAAUAUGUUUGAAGAUUUACUGACUUCAAUGAAUGUGAAAGAGGUCAACAUAAUAGCACAUGAUUUGGGACUUACUGUUGCCCUGGAGCUCCUGGCAAGAUAUGAAGAAAGAAAGGGGAAAAAAAUGAAACACGAGGGAGUCAACAUAAUCAGCUUGUGUUUAACUAAUGGAGGUCUUUUUCCUGGUUAUCAUUUUCCAAGACCCAUUCAGAAGCUGCUUCUGUACCCCUGGAUUGGCUCUUUGGCCACUCGGCUUGCAAACCGCUACAUUUUUGCUAAGAGUUUCUCUGCGGUGUUUGGACCAGGCACACAACCAACCCAGGAGGAAUUGAACGAUCAUUUUGUUGGAAUACGAUUCAAGGAUGGAAAUCUUUUGCAUCCAAACAUUCUAGGUUAUAUUAAAGAGAGACAAAUAUAUCAGGACAGAUGGGUUGGUAGUCUUCAAAAAACUGUUAUUCCAGUCCAUUUCAUUUAUGGUCCAGCAGAUCCCGUCAAUCCUCCGGUGUUUGCAAAAAGAUUCAAAGAAGUGAUACCUCAGCAUGGCAUAACAGUCUUGGAAGAAAACAUUGGUCACUAUCCUCAUUUGGAAGACCCAAGUCAAUUUAUGUCGGCCUAUAACAAGUUCCUAUACUCGUUCUAAGCUGGUCAUAAUAAGAAACAUCAGCGAGCGUUGCACGCAGCAAGGUUUUGCGGAAUGGUGCCCUGGGUUAUAUCAAAUAAACUUUGAAGGGAACUGUUAAAUCAAUCUUUUCCCAAUGGGCGAAAACAAAGGAAUGAUUUACUGAAUAGUUAUCUUAGGCUGUCAAAUUCUAUCAGGAUUUUCAAUCAACCGUAUAAUUUCUGAAAACAAAGCUAUUUAAUAACAUGAAUCAAUAGUUAGGAUGAAAAUAUAUUACAUUU